UCGGUUGUUCGUGCUAAGCGACGUGCUAAAAAGCGAUCUCAGCCUCCUUUCUUCUCAAUCAGGAUGGUCAAACGAUUACACCAUCUCUGGCUCACCUAUGCCUCAGAUCUCAUUGACUGGUCUCGCCUAAGUAAUCAGUUGAUUUCGGGUUCUAGUCCUGCGACUGCAUCGCUUUCUAAUCAGUUCGAGAAGUUGUUGCGAAUGGAUUAUGUUGGCGCCCCUAUUCUUCUACUUCGCUCUUCAUCCACUUGUCAGGUUAGUUUGUCGGUUUUUGCCUAG
Messenger RNA from Protopolystoma xenopodis, 279 nucleotides. NCBI's taxonomy places the organism in Eukaryota, Metazoa, Platyhelminthes, Monogenea, Polystomatidea, Polystomatidae. The record is from the annotation of a GenBank genome assembly.